Messenger RNA from Anthonomus grandis grandis, 7710 nucleotides. RefSeq lists its product as uncharacterized. Bases 547 to 7644 code for a protein of 2365 amino acids. The record is from RefSeq and is a predicted model, not a curated record. The transcript is spliced from 57 exons. Gene Ontology annotation, molecular function: lipase activity. Lineage: Eukaryota; Metazoa; Arthropoda; Insecta; Coleoptera; Curculionidae.
UAUAUUUUAGCAAAUCCAAGCGAAAAACCAAGCAACGCAAAUAUUACAAUUCUGGGAAUUGGAUUUGUCGAGGGUAAAGUUUAUACUAACCGAUCUGAGGUUCAAGAAACUAUUAGGAAUUUCACGAAUACAAAUCCCGAUGGAAAUUUCGUUAUAAUAAUCGCAAACAAUGAAACGAAUCAAAACGAAAUAUGGUCUGAACAAUUGCAGAAUGCAAUAAUUAAAUCACAAAACGUUGAAACGCCUAACCUCGUUAUAGUCAUUGAUGGCUCAGAAGCUUUAAGUAAUACCCACAUAGAUGACUUAUACGAAAGUGCAACAGAACUUGCCGAGCAAAUCCUGUGUUUUUUGAACCAUUAUGAAAUUCUUCCAGAAAAACUUAGCAUUUUCGGUUAUAAUUACAGUCCAAUUAUUUCACAUAAGUUGGGCAAACUGAUUAAGGCUGCAAGUGAUCAAGUCAUUGGUACUAUUUAUGAUUUAAAUCCAAAUGCCUUUUUGUGGAAUUCUUCAGUGCCAGUCGAUUUAUUGCCCGUUAAAACUGAUGCGAUGCUGACUGUUGCAAUGUACACUGAAAGUAAUAAAUCAAAAUGCUGUGAUAUAGCUACUAUCAACAUUGGCAUCAAUGAUUGCAUUGAAGAUAUCUUUCAACGCACUUCAAAACUCCUAAAAACAAAUGUUAUAGAGUGUACACAAACUAUUAUUCUUGAAAACAUACUCGAUAUUAUCAUUAAAAAAUUCCCGAUUGUCAAGGUUGAUGAUGAAGAUGUAAGAAUUAAUUGGCUUCUUGAAAUCCCUCGGGAUUUGUCGGGUGACUUUGAAGUUUCUACUAUCAAUAGAAAACUGUACAUAUUGGCCGGAUACACAACUGAAGUUAUGAUUACUGGACGAACUAAGAUUUUAAAUAAUAUUCAGAAGUUUUUAAAAGAACAGCCUAAUGGAAACUUCACCAUAAUUUUGACGGAAAAUGCUGAAAGUGACGACUAUACAUGGGGAAAAAAACUGGCAUCCGGGAUUAUUAAGCAAUCAAAUAAAACUAAUCAUGUUAGUGUGAUUAAUAUACCUAUAUACAAUAAUAAAACAAUAUAUAAGGAUAUACGUUAUUAUGCCCGAAAAAUUAGUAAAUUUAUUCAAGAAAAUAAAAUUCCGUCAAACAAACUAAAUAUUGUGGGUUUUGGAAUAAACUCAUUACUGGCCUAUUACCUGCGUCCAUUAUUGAGUCAGCAUAAAACACCAGUAGCCCGCAUCACGGUUUUAAAUCCACCAGCGGCAAUAUUUACAAAUGCACCACCUAAUAUGGUUACAGACGUAAACUCUACUACUUCGGUAGUCAGCUUGUAUACUACUAUUAACGAUUCAGUACAAUGCUGUAAUUUAGGGCAGGUCAAUAUUUUCAUCAAUAAUCCACUCGAAAUUCAUCCAUCUUGCCUCGAUGAAGAAAAUCCGGAGAAAUGCACGUUUAAUGAAAUCCUCAAGGACAUGUUUGUUUUGAUGAAACCCAACGUAACGGUUAUCGAUGAAGAUGGUAACAAAUAUCCGCUACUAAAAUUACCUCUAGAUAUCAAAGGGAAUUUCACGGUGAUGACGGUUAAUCGCGAUGUUUUAUUAGAAAUAUUUGUGAAAGCUAACUUUAAAGUUGUGAGUGGUGGAUUUUCAAUAGGUAAAAUUAAAUAUGGACGUGAAAGCAUAGUGGAUGAUCUUAAAAUAUUCCAAAAUGAACAUGCACAAGGCAAUUAUACCAUAAUACUCGAUGGUGCAGAGAAAAUUAAUCGCGGUAAAUGGGCUUCGGAACUUAUGAAACAAAUCUUAAAAAAUAGUAAAGGAGAGUUUGUUACUCUAUUUAACUAUUCGAGCGCGAUACCACCCAACGUAAAAGACACUAAUGCCCGAGCUAUAAUAAUUAGUAAAUUAAUACGAGAAUUUCUAAAUGUAAACAACAUACCUCCAAAGAGGUUAAGAAUAAUAGGCCAUAAGGACGCGGCAUUAAUUUCGUAUCACCUAAAUAAAUUGUUGGAAAAGGACUGCACUUUCAUCUUAAAGAUAAUCAAUGUGAACCCAACUAGCGAAUUGCAGCAAAUAAUGGUAUCGGAAUCGUCUAAAUUCAGAGGUACAAAGAUGAUUAACCUUAUUUCUCAAGCUGAAUCCUCUUCCUCUAUACCGCAACUGCAAGACGGAGUCCUAAAUCUUAUAAUAAACAACGCUACUGUAGUACAGCCGGAUUGUAAACAGGCUGAAAAUCCAGAACAGUGUUCAGACAACAUUGGCUUGGUUACUAUAUUGGACAGUUUUGAAAAUGUGAUAAGUGCAAUCUGCGUCACCGGAGAUGGUUUCAUAUAUAAUAUAUUGGAAAUACCACCCAAUAUUUAUGUCGGAGAAUUCCAAGUAAUUCGUAAUGUAUGGGUACCUCCUCCUCCCGAGGAAAAUGAAGUUCCAUCGGCGUACGAGCCACCAUCCGAUAUACCAAACAGUCCACCCAACUUAAAACAUGGUAACGAUUCCAUGAAUCCAGAAUCAAAGGUCCUAAUUAAAUACACAUAUCCAAAUGGAACACGUUUGGUCCUUGAUCUAACAAUGAAAUCUCAAGAAGGGCUCGUUCAAUUCCUUCGACAGCCCUAUAGAAGGAUAAUCUUUAUUAUAAUAAAUAAACAACAGCACUCUGAUGAAAGCUGGCCAGAGCAAAUUAAAGAUCAGCUUCAAUCCGUCGCUCAAACCACCGAAUCGGUAAUAUUCCCAAUAGUAAUUGACUGGACUAGAGAAUCCAAAAUGGCUCAACAUCCAACUGCUAGAGCUUAUAAGGUAGCCAGAGAUGUCCUUAGAGCUAUGAUACGAUUAGAUAUAACAGCAAGAGAAACUGAAAUUAUUGCAUUUGGCGAAAGUGCCCACUUGGCAGGCAUUAUUGGGCAAAUAUGUAAAGUCUAUUUUCACGCUCCUCUUUUAAGGAUUAUCGCCUUACAACCCACAAAAUUAGUUGAAUUUAAAGACAGAAAGGUGAAUCAUAGAUUGCAUAAAUCGGACGCUGUCCAGGUUAUCUCAGUGGUCACAGAAACCACUAAAUAUGGAGAGUGUUGCGGAGAUGAAGCCAGUGUGCAAGUGAUCGUUGGAGAUCCCGAAAAUGGACAGACGUGGUGCAAAAAUGCCAACCCAAAUCCUCCUAAGCCAAAAGAAUCAGAUGACGAUGAUAAUUUAAAUGAAGAAUUAGAUGCAUCCAGCUGUUCCCAUGAGUCUGCUACCAAUAUAUUUAUAAAGAGUUACACCUUAAGGCCCGUAAAAAUUGUAAAUUAUGAAACCAAUGAACUUCUGCAAAAUUUCCCUUAUAAUGUGGCAACUAAUAUUAGUGGAAUAUACCUUAUGCCAAUAAAAAAUUACAACCCUAUGCACCCAGAUGAAAUAGAACCAUCAAAACCAGUAUAUCCCAAUGGAAGUAGCCUUGAAGGAAAAGCCUAUUAUCCCGGUGGAUCUUACUCUUGGGAAAAUGGAAUAAAAGGAUCAUUAGUUAAAGAUUUAACUUUACUCAUAAAAAAGAAUCAUAAGGUUAUGAUUAUUAUUACUGGCGGAGAUAAGUCGCAUUUAUCCUGGACAACUGAAUUAGCAAAUCUAACGGACCAUAUACUUAUUGUUAAAAGUUAUGAUGCAUAUUAUAAGCAAUGCAUGGAAGGAGAUCAUAAGAUUCUUGUUAAAGUUGCUGAGCAAAUUGCAAAUGAGAUUAAGCUGCUAGAGAUUAAACCCAGUAAUUUGACUUUGGCAGGAUUUGGAGUAAGCGCUCACUUGGCCGGAUUAGUAUCCAGACUAGUAAAGGAAAAAUUGAACCAUGUAGAUCAAAUAAUAGCACUGAAUCCAAACAUGGACCAUUCUUUCAAACUUCCAGAAAAAGUCAAACUUAAACCUAAUGAUGCCAAACAUGUAAUGGUUCUUAAUACCCAAGCGGAUGACGAAUACGUUUGUUGUUCUCUGGAUCUCGUAACUGUCAUGGUCAACAAUCCUUAUACUACUCAGCCCGGUUGUGAACUUGGCGAUAAGGAAUGCUCCAACGCUUUCGCUAUAAGAGUUUUCUUACAAGCAGCGAAAUUACAAGGCAACAUAACGUUGCCUUUGAAACAAUUUACUGGUACUCGAUUAAAAGGAUUUCCUUUGAAUAUUAAAUACUGGAAUACAGGAGUUUAUUAUUAUAUCGUGGAUAGUGACGGAAAACCCAUGCCUGACAAAAAAAUCAAUGUUAUAAUGGUCGGAGGAUAUGAGUCUAGUUUACUACAAUCCACCAAUAAACUAGGAGAAUUCAGUAUUAUAAAAUCAUUCUUAUCCAGCAAUCUUAAAAAUCCUCGAAUCUUCGUAAUCUUUGAAACUGGUGAUCAGAGCGACAAGAGUUGGGGUCGCAAAAUGAUUGAAGUUAUCAGAAGAACCAGUCCAGAACCUGCCUUAGUGCUAGUUGUACCCAUAAAUGCAUAUCCGAACAUAGAACAAACCCUAAAAUAUCAAGAUCAUAUUGUUAAAAAUGUUUACACCAUACUCUCGAAGAGUAAAGUGAGAGGAGAACAUUUAACAAUUAUUGGUUUUGGCAUAGGAACAGUUUAUUCCACCAGGCUGACCAAAAUUUAUUUAAAACUAAAUGAACAAAACCAACAAAACACAAAGGUCGCAGUUCUUAUUGCAUUAAAUCCUGCUGCUGCAUUAUACACAAAAAUUUUUGGUGUAACACCUGGAAUACCUGAUGCGAAAUUGGUAAUGAAUAUACACACUGAAGGAAAACAUCUUGGACACUGUUGCGGUGCAUCAGAUAUUCACGUUAAGGUUAAUGAUCCAUUUAACAUUCAACCAGCUUGCAAGAAAGUGCCUGCUCAAAGCGUAUUGUGCUCCUUUAGAGCAUUGUCACUUUACAUGAUAAGGGCAUUUGGUAAUGAUAUUACCAAUUUGCCAAUAUUAGAAGAUUCGAAAUUUGAACUAGCUGGAUGGCCAUAUUGUAAAAAAGAAGCUAAGCAUGGUAUUUAUUAUAUUGGGGCCUAUCGCGCAGAGCUUCAAGGACCUGUAUUCAUCCAAUACAAUAGAUCACCAAUUCUCCCACCCGUGCUUGGUCCAAAUGAUUUUGUAAUAAUACCAAAAGUUAUAAAGGAAUUUAAAUCACGAGUGUACAUCAUAAUUGGCUCGGGAGAUCAUAGUGACCACGUUUUGUACAAUUUGGAUAUUCUGCAGCAUCAGCUGCGUCAAGGCUCACAAGCUGGUGCCUAUGUAAUAUCUAUCCCUUGGGACACUGCUUUCCAAAUAAGAAAUUCAUCUUUAUUAUCGAGUUCGAAAAAUUGGGGCGAGUUUAUUAGAAAAUCCGAGACAAUUUCUUUACUGAAGCGUGUCGCCAAAGAUCAAGCGAAAUCGCUUGUUAAGUCGUUGUUGAAAUAUAAGCUUAAACUUGCCAGAACUACAAUAAUAGCUCAUGGAGAGAAUGGAUUGUUAGCAAGUCUAAUGUGCAAAGAAUUUAGAAGAAUAACUGGCAGCGUACCAUUUAGAGUCAUUUAUUUGAACAUACUUUCUAACUUAUUUGACCCCAGUCUGGUUUCAAAGAAUGAGAUGCCAUCUUCCAGUGACGGUACAACUGUGCUAUCAAUUUAUACAGAAAAGAAAAAGUAUGGAUAUUGUUGCGAUCUUGGCGGACUUGAUAUUCAAAUUUAUCCUAAAAAUAAUAGCACUGAGUAUCCCAUUUGCUCUAACACAACAGAUAAAGAAUUUUGUGCACAUAACAUGGCCCUUGAAUACCUUAUACGGCUAAUCGAAUACCAAUAUAAUGACGCUCAUUUACCUCGACUUAAAAUCGACGGUUUUCCUUUAAAAUAUAAUCCCAAAAUUAAGGGCACUUUCCAUAUUUACCCGAACGAUGUUGUAAAAGAAUCUUGGAAAUUGCCCGAUCUUCAGGUUUCAAAUACUUCUGAAGGAGUUAACCACAACUUAAUAGUUUUUCGUAACUUGUUAAAAGAAUAUCCGCUGUAUCAACUGCUAAUAAUACUCGCCGAUAGCCAAUCGUCAAAACAUUUUCCCGGCUGGCCAGAGCAGAUAGAAAAAAUUGUAAAGAAAAAGACCGCAGAUUUUAGAGCAAAGUUAUUUGUGUAUGUUUUAAAUUGGAAUACUGCAAUUGUUGGUGAUGAAUAUCCUGAUCAUAAAGCUCACACUCAGGAUUUUGUGGAAUCUAUACGCAACGCAAAAUAUAUUGUUUCGGAACUAAAACAAGCCAGUGUACCCUCCGAAAACGUUAAUAUUUUAGGGUUUGGACCUAGUGCCAUGAUGGCCCAUUUAAUAGGCGUAUUAUAUCGUCCCAGACAAAUCAUCCAUAUGAAUCCUCACUUUAUAUGGUUCGAGGAUUAUCGCCAUUUGUACAAUAUGUACGACUCAAAACCAGAAUUACGUAUUAAAAAACUUAACCAUGAGACCUUUGAAAUUGCUCAAUCGGUAUUGGUCAUUCAAAGUGAAUCGAGAAAAUACGGUUAUUGCUGUGAGGCAGGUCAUGUUCGAGUGCUCAUAAAUAAUCCUGUCGUGGGGCAAAGUUGGUGUGCAAGAGAUCGUUUCUGCUCAUAUAUGUCAGUUAUAUCCGUAUUUAUUGAUUCUUUACGAAAUGCUCCGGCUAGAGUUUUCAAUGUGAAUGAUCCCAGUGAACAUUUAGACGGAUUUCCCUUCUGGUACGACCUUGAUGACGAAAAUACUUACAUGAUGACCACUCGAUAUUCGGGAUCCAUUGAACAUAACCCAUCUGGCUUAGUAAGUCCUGACGAAAUGAAAGUGGAAUAUUCUUUUACGAAAGAAGAUAUUAACGUAUGGUAUAAAUUGAAUCCAAAAGGUCGCCUUUACCUUGUGGCAACUGAUGACACCAGUGGCGAUCGCAAAUGGGACAGAAAACUAUCUCGUGCUUUGAAAUCUGUUAACGUAACAAAUAAAGUUGUAGUCGCCGAUUGGUCACGACACAUUAAAUUGGGUAUAACCGAAGAAACCCUUAAUGCCAGUCGUCAUUUGGCAAAGAAUAUCGGUAGCCUGCUGGAAGAGUCCGAUUAUCCAGCACAUCAAACUACCAUUAUCGGUUUUGGAUUGGCAUCUUUGUUGGCCUCAAAGAUUGCUAAGCAAAUACACAUCCUAAGUGCAACUCCGAUCCAUCAAAUAUUUUUCCUUAAUCCAACCAAAAAUAUUUUUGAUCAUAAACUUGUACCGGAAAAGGAUAUGCCCGCUAUAACCGAUGCCAAUAUGGUUUUAUUAGUGGAAACCGAAACAUCUACGAUUGGUAUGAAGGACAGCGUAGAGAAAGCUGUAAGGGUGUUAGUUAAUAAUCCAGAUAAACCGCAACCGAUCUGUUCGUCAGCUGGUAAGGAAUUAUAUGCGCAGUGCUCACACAGGUUUGCCAUAACAUUCUUUAUAUCAGCACAUACAAAAAAAGUUAAUGCAAUAGAAAAGGGUACAGGCAAAAUUCUGAAAAAUUUCCCAUUGGAGAUCGAUGCAACUCUUAAAGGAAUCGGAGGAGUGUAUUAUGUGAAUACAACUACACAAGAGUCUGGCCCCAAUGCUUCAACAACUAUGACACCCUUGCUAACUACUACUCCAGCUCAACAUUCUCUCUUCUCUUCUAUAUCUACAUUUCCACCUAUAAUCACAGAUAACAAAGGGUCCCCAGAAAGCGAAGACUAAUGAUUUAAUUUUUUAAUAUUUUGUCAUGGCCGUUUUGUUUAAUAUAUAACUAUAUGAUUUAUGUUA